CUCGCACCUUUCUGUGUCCCCUCAUCUUUCUAGAGGCGCGCCGACAGAGGGUUAAGACAGGUGAUGUAGCCUCUCGCCCGGGUACUCUGAAGUUUAUGAGGCAGCUGAGCAAUAGCUAGAGUGAACGCGAGUAGUCCGGGGCGGGCAUUGGAAGUGCAACUGCACAUUAGCCAGAUUAGGGAUUGUCUGUGACCACGCAUCCAGACGCGACCCCUUUCCCUUUACAGAUUAAAGAAACAGCGGCUCAAGGGCAAAGGGAUUAUAGACGUGUUUUCUCUCUGAGUUCCAUUCAACGCAAAUAAAACAGAUUGAUAUCUGUAUUUAAUACUGAACAUCUUUAUUUGGAUAUGGACCGCGCUGAGCACCACUAUAAGAUAUUACACCAGUGAAGAGCCUGUUCAACUGAAGCUACAGUAUGUCACCUGAGCCUACAGUCAGCAACACUCAGGCUUUGAGGAUCGAGUGAAGAUGCGGAGGCCGUGGCUGUGGAUAUGGCUGGGCAUUGGCGUCAGCCUCCUCUCUCCACUCUCCCUUGUCUGGGCCCAGGAUACUGAAGACUGGCAGUAUGAGGAGUGUAAGCUGUCCCGGGCGGGGCCCCCAGCCACCAUCGUCACCAUCGAUGAGGAGAGUCCAAACGGCACAGUGCUUGUAGAGAACAUGCAGAUUAACGGGCGUGCCGAGGACCCGGACAGAACCAUCUCUCUGACCCUACUGGACAAUUACGACCACUGGGUCAUACUGGACUCGUGCCGACAGCGGCUCUUCCUCAACAGCACAGGCAGAGUCCUGGACCGAGAUCCUCCCUCCUCGAUCACUACCAUCGUAGUUCAGGUGCAGUGCACUAACGAGCUGGUUGGCACGGUGAUUCUGCACGAGGUGAGGAUAGUGGUGAGGGACCGCAACGACAACACACCGCAGUUCAGACAGCCCCACUACUAUGUCGCCAUCAAUGAGCUCACCCCGGUCGGGACAACCAUCUUCACCGGAUUUUCGUGGAUCAAUGGCGCGUCGGACAUCGAUGAUGGGCCCAACGGGCAGAUUGAAUACGGCAUCCAGUACAACCCAGAUGAUCCGGUGUCCAAUCGGACAGUGCGUCUGGUGAGCACUCUCACAGGAAACCUAGUCCUGGCGGAGAGGCUGAACUAUGAGGAAAGGACACGCUAUUUGGUCAUCAUCCAAGCCAAUGACCGGUCACCUUAUCCAGGGAGCCGGCGCACAGCAACCACCACUCUGACCCUGGACGUGCUGGAUGGAGACGACCUGGGGCCCAUGUUCCUGCCCUGUGAGCUGGUCAACAACACGCGAGACUGCAGCCCAAUCACCUACCGUGUGUCCUUCCCAGAGCUCCACGACCCGAGUACGCUGAACCCUCUGCAGGUGGUGCCCCCCAUCAAGGCCGUGGACCGAGACCGCAACAUCCAGCCCCCCUCGGACAGGCCAGGGAUACUCUACUACAUCCUGGUCGGGCACCCAGCGGCCUACAGGGAAUACUUCUCUCUGAACAGCACUACAGCAGAGCUGCUCCUGCUCAAGCCUGUCAGCAGAGACCUCUUCCACACCUUUACGCUCGUCAUCAAGGCUGAACAGGACAAUGGGCACCCGCUGCCGGCCUUUGUUGACCUGGUCAUCGAGAUUCUGGACGAGAACAAUAUGGCGCCCUACUUCCUGCAGGCCUCGUACCAGGGCUACAUCAGCGAAGCCUCUCCUGUGGGAACCACCAUCUCCGCCAGUGGCAAUCUCACCACUCCACUUGGCAUCGUUGCCCUCGACAACGACAUCGAAGAGACAAAAGACCCAGAGCUCCUGAUGCAGCUAGGAGACUUCAAGUCCAUCUUCACCAUCACCCCCACGGGGAUCAGACGCUACCUCACCCUUCUCAAACCCGUGGACCGGGAGAAACAGAUGACCUACACCUUCACGCUGAUGGCGUCUGACGGUGUACAGCAGAGCAUGCCUGUGACGGUCAACAUCCUGGUCAUCGACGCCAACGACAACACGCCUACCUUCACUCAGGUGUCCUACGAUGUGGAGGUGUUUACUAAUAUGCAGCAGGGAGAGACUGUACUUCAGCUGAAUGCCCUCGAUGCUGAUGAGGGUCUGAACGGUAUGGUGACGUACUCCAUCUUGGUCGGCGACCAGGGAGACUUUAUCAUCAAUAACCGCACGGGACGCAUCACCAUAGCGCCGGGAGUUACGCUGAUGGUUGGCCGCUUCUACGCGCUGACGGUCGAAGCGGCCGACAAUGCCCCUGAAGCUGAGAGAAGAAGCUCCAUCACGACCGUAUACAUCGAGGUGCUGCCUCCCAACAAUCAGAGUCCCCCCCAUUUCCCCCUCUUCACCUAUAACCUGGAGAUCAGCGAGGCCAUGAGGAUCGGGGCCAUACUGUCCAACCUGCAGGCCACGGAUCGUGAGCUUGACCCCAUCACCUACCGCAUCCAGAGUGGAGAUGACCAAAAGGUGUUUAACCUGACUGAGACAAUAGGACUGCUGCUGCUUGCCAAGCCAUUGGACAGGGAGACGACUGACCAGUAUCGUCUCAUCGUCACGGCGUCCGAUGGCCACCCCGGCUCGACAUCCACUACUACUGUUCUCAUCGUGGUGACAGACGUCAACGACAACGACCCCACUUUUGACCUGACCCUACCCAGGAACCUCACUGUCCAGGAGGAGAGAGCAAACCUCUUUGUGGGGCAAGUUCGGGCCAAAGAUCCGGACGCAGGUAGAAACGGGGAGGUGCAUUAUCGUCUGCUAACGUACGCCUCACUCUUCAACAUCACGGUGAACGGCAGCAUCUUCACAGCGGUGCCAUUGGACCGCGAGCGCUUCGGCCACUAUGAGCUGGUGGUGGAGGCCUCGGACGGGGCGGUCGACCCUCGCCGCAGCACCCUCAUCCUGCAGGUGGACGUGAUUGACAUCAACGACAACAGCCCCAUGUUCUCGGAGCCCACCUACACGGUGAACGUUCCAGAAAACAGUCCCGCAGGGAGCGUCAUCCUCCAGCUCAGCGCAUUUGACGCGGAUCUGGACUCCAAUGUGACGUACCGCAUCAUGUCAGAGGAUGCUCGGCAGCUCUUCGCCGUGGACCGCCUGACGGGGGCACUGUCCAUCCUGCAGUCGCUGGACUUCGAGGACCUAAGCGGGGAGGACGGUGCCACCUACACCUUCCAGGUGGAGGCGCUGGACCAUGGCGGCAUCCUCCCCCCGGGCGUCGCCACGGUGAUCAUUAAGAUCAAGGACAUGAACGACUUCUCACCCGUUUUCAGUAAGGCGCUCUAUAAAGGCCUGGUGGCGCCCAACGCUGAGAAGGGCACCGUCAUAACCAGAGUGUUUGCAGAGGACCAAGACCCCCCGGGCACCCCGGCCAGCUUGGUGCGCUACCGGGUGGACCAGGACGAGUCUCCCUACAGUGGCAGCAUCUUUGAUGUGGAGAAGGACACAGGAACGGUCAUCACCAAGGUCAACCUGAAUGAGGAGCCCGGCAUGACAUUCAAACUGGUGGUGAUGGCGUUUGAUGACGGUGAGCCGGUGAAGAUGAACAGCACGCUGGUGGAGAUCACAGUGCUGCAGCCCUCCCGCAUCCCCAUCUUCACCCAGGAGGACUACAUCUUCCCCCCGGUCAGUGAGCAUGCCCCAGUGGGCACAGCUGUGGGUCUCAUCCUGGCUGCGGCAAUCAACACCACCAUCUUCUACUCCAUCGUAGGGGGCAACGAUAAAGGGAUGUUUGUGGUGAACAACCGCACAGGGAUGAUCUACACUGCCAAGUUGCUGGACUACGAGACGGUCAACAGCUACGUGCUGCGUGUGCAGUCCGACUCGCUGACCAUCGUGCUGGCCAACCUGCGUGUGCCCUCCAAAUCAAAUACAGCGAAGGUGUUCAUCAACGUCCAUGAUGAGAAUGACCACCCCCCUGUGUUCACCAGGAGGCUCUAUAUCGGGGGUGUGACUGAGGACACCAAAACCUUCACCACUGUUCUCAAAGUUGUGGCCACGGACAAGGACACGGGGAACUACAGUAAGAUGGCGUACCGGCUCAUCAUCCCUCCCACGGCGGAUAGCCAGGACGCUUUUGUGAUUGAGCAGUACACCGGCAUCAUCAAGUCGGCCAUCAUGUACCAUAACAUGCGCCGCGCCUACUUCAAGUUUCAAGUCAUCGCCACAGACGACUACGGGAAGGGCCUGAGUGGCAAUGCAGACGUGGUGGUCUCUGUAGUAAAUGCCCUGGACAUGCAAGUGAUGGUAUCCAACGUCCCUCCCUCUGUGAUCGAGGAGAACAAAGACCAGCUGAUCAGUAUUUUAGAGCGGUAUGUGCAGGACCAGAUUCCUGGGGCCAAAGUGAUAGUGGAAUCGAUUGGACCUCGUCUGCACGGCGAUGGCUACGAACUCGAGGAUUAUACCAAAUCUGACUUGAAUAUCUACGCCAUCGAUCCACUCACCAACCGGGCCAUCACCCGCCAAGAGCUCUUCAAGUUCCUGGAUGGUAAGCUGCUGGACAUCAACAAGGAUUUCCAGCCGUACCUGGGCCCGGGGGGUCGCGUUCUGGAGAUCCGCGAGCCGGACAUCGUGGAUAGUGUGAAGAAGGCGGCGCAGGCAGUGGGCUACACGGAAGGCGCGCUGCUGGCCAUCGCCAUCAUUAUUAUCCUCUGCUGCAUCCCUGCCAUCCUCAUCGUCAUGGUUACCUACAGACAAUUCAAAGAGAGACAGGAGGAGUGUGCCAAGACUGCCCGCAUCCAGGCGGCAAUGCCCCCCAAGACCGCUGCAGCUCCCCCUCCGCCAACGGCCACCACCAACCUCUACGAUGGGCUCGGAGACGGCGGCAUGCGGCGUGGAGGGUACGGCAGAGAGCAGCAGCUGUUGCAGCCCUCUCUGCUUAGACCUGAGGCUCUGCCGAUGGACUAUGGCUAUGACCAAGGCUAUGGCAUCCCACGGUACGGUAGCCGCAGAAAGCUCCUUCCUCCAGGGGGCAUGUACGACGAGUACGGAGAGGUCAUCAUGGAGGAUGAUGGUUACGAUGAGCAUGGACAGAGGAAGCGCGUGAAGCUGGUAGUGGGCAGCGAGACUACCAGCUCCACGGGAGAUGACAGCGCUCCCGACGUCCUACGCAUCAACCGAGCCCCCACCACCACGUCCUCCACCACGUCCCCCACCACCAGCAGCAGCAACACCUCCACCCACAACACCCACAACACCCACAGCACGCAUAGCACGCACAACACUCAUGGCAGCCUAAACGGCUCUGUCUACCUCGCCCAGAACGGCUCCAUCAUCCGCACGCGUCGGCCCACCCACCCGCACACCAACAACUUCAAGAUGGGCUCGGGGUCGCCCGCACGUCUGGCCAAGCAGUUCAAAAAGCUGGACAAGCUGGGCGUCACGCACGAGGAGCAGCUCCCACUCAACGGCACCGACCCCGGCGACCCUGGGGUCGUCGUUGUGCCGACGGUGGUCAACUGCACCGGGGUGGGCAUGCCGGUCAUCUCGGACCGCGUCGGCAUCGGCCUCAACAUCGGGCUCUCUAACAACACGCUGGGGUCAGGCCAAGGGUCGCGACGCAACAGUAGUGGCAUUAGUGGCGGCGGCGUCUCGAAGGUCAGCGUGGCCAACAAGAUGCCAGGGACGUCGUCAACGGUGCCGCUGCUGCAGAGGAACGGCAGGGGGCGCUGUGGGCUGGAGCGGGAGUCGUCAGUGGACGGUGGCGGUGGGGAGGACGAGAGGGACCGCUCGAAAACGCCCAGCGAGCACACGCUCUCAGAGGACGAGGAGGUGUGGACGGGGCCGUGGAACAACCAGCACAUACCAAUGACCAAACUCUGAUGAACACACACACACACACACACACAUUCCUUGCACAUUCACCAUUCUCUUCAUAGCUGCAGUGUCGUUCUGACGUUUUCUUCUCUUUGUCCUUUUCAGUUGUACUUUUUUAAUAGCUUGGUUUGAUUUCCUUUUUAUUUCACAGAUCAGAAAAACUAAACAUGUCCUUUUUUGAUAUGCCUCUGUGCUCUGUAUGCAGCUGACACUAUUGAUGAAAAAGCAGUGGCGUUAAUAUUUCACUACAUGUCCAAAUCACUGAAAGUAACUGCACAAGAAAAGAGGAGAAGUUUAUGGUAAUGAUGAACAUAGUUUCUAUGAUGGUAUUCGUGCUGAGUUUAAUGAAUGCCAUAAUGAUUUUUAUAGUGAUAUUAUAAAUUGUGACUACGGAGAUGAUGAUGAUGAUGAUGAUGAUAAGGAUGAUGGUGUUGACAAUGAUUGAGAUUACGAUGAUGAUAUUGAUUAAUGGUAAACAGCACUGUAAUCCAGCAAAUCAAUGCCUACUUAUUAGGCUGUGAAGGAGGUGUAGCAGAGUUAAUCUUUUGUUAUCAUUCAAUAUUGUCUUAUGAUUCUGUGACUGAUUUGAAGGAUAAUUAUAUUCGUUUUUGGCAUCCUCUCAUUGCAACUAAAUCACUAUUGCUUUGACCAGUCAGAGAUUAAUCUUGUAUCUUUAAAAUGAUUGUGACUUAUUUUUUAAAAAAAGAAAUAGAUAUUCAUCAAAAAUGCAGUUUUAUACAACUUAAAAGAUAUACAUUUAUGCUUUUUUAUUACGUCAGUGUUUCAGAUUAAUUAUCUUAUUUUAUUUUAUGCUGUUAUGAAAAAAAUGAAUAAUUUUAACAUUUUAGUACUAGAUUUUUUUUUUCUUUUGUACUGAUGAAAAUAUGAAAAGAGUUUGGAUAUUUCUGUAUUUCAGAGUAUAUAAAAUGUAAUGCAAACAUAUUUGUCAAUAAAAUGGCAUUGUGCUGAUUUUUGUAACCAA
Alosa alosa (allis shad) is the source of this 6787-nucleotide messenger RNA. RefSeq names its product protocadherin-related 15a (gene pcdh15a). The record is from RefSeq and is a predicted model, not a curated record. Gene Ontology annotation, biological process: inner ear development; homophilic cell-cell adhesion; sensory perception of sound. The coding region runs from base 469 to 5811 and encodes 1780 amino acids. Gene Ontology annotation, cellular component: catenin complex; plasma membrane; stereocilium. Gene Ontology annotation, molecular function: calcium ion binding; cadherin binding. The transcript is spliced from 39 exons. Lineage: Eukaryota; Metazoa; Chordata; Actinopteri; Clupeiformes; Clupeidae.